Prionailurus viverrinus (fishing cat) is the source of this 5150-nucleotide messenger RNA. RefSeq names its product N-acetyltransferase domain containing 1 (gene NATD1). The transcript has 2 exons. The coding region runs from base 1758 to 2168 and encodes 136 amino acids. Lineage: Eukaryota; Metazoa; Chordata; Mammalia; Carnivora; Felidae. The record is from RefSeq and is a predicted model, not a curated record.
GGGCGUUCCAGGCAGAAGGAACUGCCAAGGCAAAGGCCCGGCGGCAGGAGGUGGGAGGCAUGUUGGGGGGGGGGGGGGGGGGGAGGGGCAGGAAGAGAACUGGGCUGAGGCUCCGGAGGCCUGGGUGGCAGUUUCCCCUGGCGCUCGCUGUGGUACUUGGAUCUCUGGAGCUCAGUUUCCCCAUCUGGAAAUUGGAAGAUGAAUUGUAGCCUCCCUCCUGGAGCUCUGGGGAGAAACAGAAAGCCUCCCGCAUGGGAUCGGGCCCUGGUGCUGUGUCCGACUUGCUGCAAGACCCUGGUCCGGUCAUUUCUGUCUCUAGGCCUGUCCGUCCUCCACACCUGCCAUAGAUGGGGAGCCCAGACGGCACUAGGGGCGAAUUCUCUGGGAUGCUUUAAAGUUAAAACACAUGAGAGACAAUUCGCUUUUAAAAAUUAGAAAGAUAGGGGUGCCUGGGUGGCUCAGUGGGUUGAGCGUCCAAGUUUGGCUCAGGUCAUGAUCUCACGGUUUAUGGCUUCGAGCCCCACAUUGGGCUGUGUGCUGUCAGCAUGGAGCCUGCUUUGAAUCUUCUGUCCCCCGCCCCCCUUCAUCCUCUCGUGCUCACUCUAUCUCAAAAAUAAAAUUUUAAAAACAUUACAAAAAUUAGAGAAAGACCCUUGGCACUGACAUGUUUUCUUUCAGGGGCAGUGAUUUGUAUUUUCUAAUCUCAGGGCCUUUGCAUUGACCACACCCUCUGCCUGUCCCUCCCUCAAGCACCCCCUCGGCUCAGAGGUUUUCUUGGAGGGAUCUCCCCAGACUGCCCCCCUGGCUAAAUGGCCCCGUCUUGCCCCCAACCCACUUUACUUUUUCCUUCGCACACUUGCAACUGUUUGAAAUGAUAAACCGUGGAGUUGUUCUCAACUCUUGUUUCUCUCACUUACCACGUCCGAGUCAUCGGCACAUCCUGCUGGCUACACCUGCAAAACACCCUCAGACUUUGAUCCCUUCUCGCACCCCCACUGCCCCCACCCGGGGCUGUGUCCCCAUCAUCACUCACCUGGACUAGCGCAGCAGCCGCCUCAGCUGUCUCCCUGCUCCUGUCCCCGGCCUGUUCUCGAGGCUGCCAGACGGAUUCCACAAAGUCAUGAGUCACCUCCUGCCCCUCCUCUGCCCACGACCCUCCUAUGGCUCACAGCUCACAGAGAUCUAAGAGGCUCUGUGGGACCUGCUACUGUCACCUCCCUAUUCUCACCUUCUCCCGCUUUGCCCACACUGCUCCAGCCACCCGAGCCUCUCACUGUCCCUCAAACACACCACACCCCCUCCUGCUUCAGAGCCUUUCGCCAGCUGUUCCCUCCGCCAAAACACUGUUCCCCCAGACGUCCCAGGGCUGACUCCCUCUGCUCCUUCCUGUCUCCACCAGACACUCCCUCGGCCCCACCCUCUGCCACGCUACACAUUAACUUGUUUUCCUUGUUUAUCCUCUCUCUGUCUCCCCUUCUAGCCAUUUCCACUAGGGCAGGGCUCUUUGUCUGGCUUGCUUGUGGGUGAGUCCCAGUAUCAGAAACAGUGCCUGGGGCUCAGUAAACACGUGUUGAGUGGAAUGGAUGGAUACAUGGUUGAAUGGACAGAUGGACCCAUCGGACGGCUGGGGACUAGAUGGGUGGCUGCAUGGCUGAGAUGGCUGUGUAGGUGGAUGAGUGGGUAGACGGAUGGCUGGUGCUGAGGUUGCUACUCAGAGCGUUUUGUAGAGACAACCUCGUUUAGUCGUCAAGCUACGUAUGAGGAGUGCUUUCUCAUAUCCCCACUUUAUGGAUGAGGAAACUGAGGCACAGAGACAUUAUUCAGGAUCCGACUCUAGCAGCGUGCCUCCAAGUGCCCGUCCCUCCACCAGUUGCCUGAGUCAGGCCCCGAGAGUCGUCACAGCCUCACCUGUUCACCACCCUCCGUCCGCAGGAUGUCACGACCGGGCCGUCCUGCUGUAUGAGUACGUGGGCAAGCGGAUCGUGGACCUACAGCACACGGAGGUCCCCGACGCCUACCGCGGGCGCGGCAUUGCCAAGCACCUCGCCAAGGCCGCUCUGGACUUCGUAGUGGAGGAGGACCUGCGGGCCCAUCUCACGUGCUGGUACAUCCAGAAAUACGUCAAGGAGAACCCCCUGCCGCAGUACCUGGAGCGCCUGCAGCCAUAACCCCGGCCCCGCAGGGCGGGAGCCCUCCAUGCCAGACCUCUCCUCACGGCCUUCGCCCUGGCCCUCCUCGUGCUCUCAGGAAACCCGCCCCUGCCCCGGGGGACAGACUCAGAGUUAUUUUUGUAAGGACACUCACCUGUGGCUCCUGGAGGCCGCUGGCCGAGGAUGGGCAGUGGUCCAGCUAUCCCGGUAAAGGGGAGGCCGGGCAGCCGAGGGUCCGGCCGCUCCCCCUCCUCAGACGCUGGCUGGCUUCUCAGAAGGCCACCCGGGCCGUUUGCGGGCAGGCCUGUGAGGGCCUGCCGCCAGGACCGGAGCGUGCUCAGGGGCGUCCCGUGGCCAGUCUGGCUCCCCCCUGCUGUUCCCAGCUCUGUGAUUGGCAGUAGGGCCAAUUUGGGGCCCCAUCUGCCACCACCUACGUCUGUGUCCUUUCUGCAGAUGAGGAGGGUGUCCCCCCAAGUGGAGAGGUGCAAUAAGAAACCUCGUGUGCCAACUUGCCGGGGGCGUAGCACCGAGCCACGGCUGCCACCAGCACUGCCCCUUCUCUUCCUCCGGCUCGUGUGCCCUGGCACCGGGGGGCAGGCCAGGGCGAGGGGCGAGCCUCCUUCACGUGCAGAGCCCGGAAUGGGUGUACACGUGAGCACACAUGCACACGCACACACAUGCACGCACACACACGCAUAUGCGCACACACACAGGACACUAUGUGCAGGGCUGUGCGUCAGCGGAGGGAGCGCCGGGUGUUCUCUCCGUGGUACCUGUUCCCUUCACUCCUUGCCCCCUGGCCUGUCAGCUCUGCAGGAAAUCGACACCCACCCGCUACCCGCCCCCACCCUCCGUUUGCCCCGACUGCCUGGAGCCAGCUCCGGGUGUGGCCCGAGCAACCAAGCACUGGGAAGCCCCCCUUCACCGGCCCCUUGGCCACCUGCAGGGUGGGCUUUCUCAGAGAUGACCCUAUGGAGCUCGAAUGGGAGGGAGGCGAACUGUCCUCAAGGAACCGUCCUCAGCACCCAAUGGGAAGAAACAUUUCUGCGGAGGGAUUUCCUUCAUGGCCGCUGGAUGUCAGAGCUGCUUUUCUCUUUCUUGGCAAGCUGGUGGCCGGGCACGUUCUGUGGCCUGGCUGGAAUUCCGGGGUUCCUCCCAGACCAACUUUCCUGGCCUGGGAGGUGCACACCAGCACCCUUUGUUCUGCCGGCCUUGUGAGCUGGUUAGAGCUCGGGGUCCUGACCUGUGCCCUACUUCCCACAAGGUCAAAUCCGUGCCCGCUCCUCUGUGGGGCUGGAGGGCGACCCUGGGGUCAGAGUCCCUCUGGGGGACUCUGAGAUGUCAGUUAACAGCACAUCUGGAGGGGUAUCCUGUCCCCUUCGGGCCUCCGACUGGGGGAGGGUUUGGGGAGGUGUGUGUGUUCGGGGUACUGGUUGCCAGGUGACCCCUCCCUUUUCUCUGACUCGCCAUGGCAUCCACUGGCCUGCGGUCGGCCUUUUCCGCUCACCUCUUCGCUUCCAGUCUCUGCACCAAGCUCACCGCUACCACCGCAGCAGCUCAGGGGCCACCGCAGACAUUUGCACAGACACCUUCUCACCCAGUGGCAGGAACGUCUAGAUCAGCAGGUGCACAGAGGCCCGACAGCCUGCCCACUGGGGGUCCCUGAGCCCCAGAGAGGCACUGCCCUUAGCAUCCCCCACCCACUCCAUGUGCCAGCCCCCAACCCCACUCUGGCCUCCAAGAAUUCCCCGAGGGCUGAGGACACCCCUCACUUUCCCACCGUGCUCCUCAGCUCUGUUUGCGAAGGGCUACCGCGAGGAGUCAGAGAAUCGCCUAGGCCUCCGCUGGGCUGGGAGUCCCUGGGCAGGAAGAACCCAGCAGGAAGUAGGCUCGGCUGCCGAGUCCCCUCCGAGGCUGGGGGUAUCACAUCCCUGGUGCAGUCUGAGGAAAGAGCAGGCUGUAGGCCCAAGAAUGGACAGAUGGGCCUUCUCCCUCUGACUCCUGAGGCAGUGGGGUUGGGGGUCCCCUCCCACUCCCCACCCACACAUGCCUUCCCAAGGUCAAGCACAGACUCAGUCAUGAAAACUCCUCCCCAGUAGCUCAGCAAGCUGGUGCUGCUUCCCUCCCUGGUCUGCAGGGUGAUGUGGGUACCAGGAGAGUACUUGGCCCCAGGGUCCCCCGAGCCCAUCCACGGGAGGGUGCCCUGCAGCAGUGGCACACGGGACCCCAGGGCCUACAGGAGCAGAGAGCCAGGUGGCAUCAGGAGGGAGCAGCCCUGUUCUAGUCCCCAGUGUGUCCCAGCCCGAACCUGUGUUCUUACAGCAGGUGACGUGCCACACUGGGCAGCAUACACACAAAACACUUAGUACUUGAACCAGGAGAAAUGCAGGGUCUCGGGGGCCGUGUACAGCCCUGGGCCCAGGAACAGCUCGUCCCCAGUUCCUGCAGGAGCAACCUGGAGCCUCCUCAACUCCGGCUGCCUUAAAGGACCAUUGCCCCCACUACGGGGCCCUCAGCCUUCAGCAGAGUCUCAAAGCAACAGCCUGCUCUCUGAGGCUGGGACCCCGCCGUCUGCAGCAGACGCGGGCCCUGGAGCCCCCAGCCCACCUCCACCGGCCUGCCCCGGUGCUACUCAGUCUGUUCCAGCCUCACCCCCACCCAUCCGCGGAGUUCCAGGAGCCCUUCCUCAGGAGGCGGGUCACACGGGCCGGUCCUCGCACCACCCUGCAGGGGCAGGGGGACGCUUAAGGAUCCCACCCGGGCCCCUCCCCCCCUUCCAGCAGAUCUCCCCCAAAGGCCCCGCGCUGUCCUGCCAUGUCUCAUUUUGUGGGUUUUUCUUGCCCAGUCAAAAUAGGGGGUAACUCAUGUGCCUUUCCUACUCAGGACCUGUUCCAUGUGGUGUCUGGGCCAAGGCUGGUCUCCAGACCUGCUCCCUUUUGUUAUUUUUCAAACUCCUGAACAGAUUGCAUGGCAUACAUUUCAAUAAAAGGUGUGAUGUGG